ACUUCGUUUAUUCCUUUUGCAAUCAUCUCGGGUUUCUUUGCCGCUUUGUCUUCUGUUUUUGCAAAGCUUUUUUCAGAUGAACGCACCGAAUUGUUUCUCAGUUCCAUUGCCGAUCAACUGGACCUUGUGCCUGAAAAGUCCUCGUUUUUAGUAGCAAGAGGUGUAUGCUUCGCGCUUAUAUUUGCGUGUAAUUCAAUUAUGUGGACCACCUUUACAAAGGCAUUAAAUGCAGCCCCUUCUUCUGUACAGGUAUCCAUUGUCAAUGGUGCUGUCAACUUUAGUGCUUCCGCAAUUUUGGGUUACUUAGUAUUUAAUGAGCCUUUAGCUUUAAGAUGGUGGAUUGGUGCCAGUUUUAUUUUAGCAGGCACGAUCUUGUUA
Molecule: messenger RNA, 378 nt
Organism: Mucor mucedo
Lineage: Eukaryota; Fungi; Mucoromycota; Mucoromycetes; Mucorales; Mucoraceae
Exons: 3
Source: RefSeq, a predicted model, not a curated record